This is a messenger RNA of Moneuplotes crassus, 1934 nucleotides long. NCBI's taxonomy places the organism in Eukaryota, Ciliophora, Spirotrichea, Euplotida, Euplotidae. The record is from the annotation of a GenBank genome assembly.
AUGAACUGAUGUCUUUCUAAAUUUAGUCAUGUUAUUAAUAUCUUGCUUUAUUGCGGGAAUUAUUAUGAGGUUAUGCAAUUUUAUCCAUAUCUUAAUAGUCAUACCUACAAGACGUGGACUAUUAAUAAGGUUGCUUUUGUGAAUGCUCUUUUAAGGCAAAGGAAAGUUCUUAAGAACUACACUGAGUUCAAUUCAGAGUUUGCAAACUAUCUCCUUGAGCAUGGCAGAUACUUGAUUUACGAAAUUGACUGAUACCUUGGCUCUCACAGAUCAGCAAAAACAUUCUUAAAAUUAAUCAAGCAUCUUAAAGAACUCGGAGAAAUAGAUAGCAAUCAGGGAAUCAAGUUCCUGAGACUUAAGAACCUUGACAUACAGUAUUCUGACAAACUAUGUAAUAUUAAUAUGAUAAAUAAAAUUUAUCAAGAACUUCCUGACUCCUGCAAUAAAACAGAAUCCUUCUGGAUCAAUGCACAGGAGAGAAACUUCGAUGAUCAAGGAUUUGUACCCAUUGAAUUUGAUAUUCUGAGAGAAUUUAAAACUAACCAGAUUAAAAUCGAUCGAGAUAUUCUCCCUUAUUUCACAAAAUAUGGCAAUAAGAAAUGAAUUAAUCCCUCUGAAAGUAGAAGGAUCAAGAGGUUAAAAUUUAAGUGGAUUAAAAAUGAAGAAUUCUUUGAUCAAGUUGAAAAUACACCUGAGGUUGAAGAGUUAGUGAUUGAGUAUCAAACUUUCUACUCUGAGUUCUUUGACGGCUUUGCUUCCACUCAAAUACUGAAACAAUCAGUCAAAAAGCUUACUUUAACUUCAAAACAAUUUCAGCAAAUACAUAAUGAUUCUAAAUUUUUGCCAUUCGAUGUUAUUAAAGGAAAUCAAUUCAUUAAAGAAGGAUUCCCAAACUUAGAACACAUUGAGUUCAACAUAAUAAAUAAUCAAUGGUUCUUCAAAGAGGACUUCGUGAAACAUGCUUUGAAUGAAAACCAAUCAAUCAGAUAUCUAAAAGACAAUGAUGGGCUAUGCAGCUGUACAACUCAUUAUUCUGAUAUCAUCACAAUCAAGGCUCAUGAUAUCUACAUUUAUGCAGCCUGAGAUGAACACAUUAAGAUGUUUAAAGUUAAAGAAUUUGCUUGAGGAAGGCUCAAAGGAAACAUGUCUCAGCAUAUUUUUUAUCAUAGAAUCGACUAUCAAAAACUAGAUGAGGACUAUCUUGCAAUUCCUGCUUUACAAUGAUCAAACUUCAUUGAGAUUUCUGAAGUUCAAACUUUUUCUAUCAAAGAAAUUAGAAAAUACCUUACCAAGAGAAGAUACAAAGUUACUAAGUAUCCUUUCUUCAAGAAGAUCAAAAAGCAUUCGAAGUUCUUGGAGCAUGUUGAACUAAUGAUGAAUUACCCGGACCACAUCAUAAUAGAAAACAAGAAUAUUGGCUAUGUUUGUGGCGAUAAUUAUAGCCCAAUUGUAUUUCUAUCUAUUUUAUCUAAUCAACAUAAGAUCAGAAAUGACUGGGUUUUUGAAAACUGUAACCUCUCUGGAUGUAAGACAAUAGAUCUUUGCUACAAUGAUGUUCUUGACUCUAAGACAUUCAAGAAAAUAAUUAGCAAUUUCAAGUCGUGUCCACUAAGUGUCGAGCUAAAUAUUCAUAUUUACACAGUUUUCUCUGGAAUAUCUAAAGAACAAAAGAAUCAGUUGGUUGAACUCCUCUCUCUCAAGCCUGCAUGUGUAUUCCUUAAUCAAUUACCAGGGCUUGACUCAGAUAUGAUAGAACUUCUGAGCUCGAUCCCUGUAAGAGGUCUUGAAGGAGUAAAUUCUGCUGAAAAUAGGUAUUCUUUUAAUGCCUGGAAACCAACCCUAAUCUCAAAGAAGAAGUUACUAAAGUUUGCAAAGUCUUCAUUUAUCCAAAAGAAAGAUUUUAGGAGUCAGCUAGAGUUAAAAUGGAACUAAGG